AUUGCACGGUCGGUUGCCAGGAUACCUUUCGGGUCCCGUCGGUCGUGGAGUUUUAGCCGCGGACGGUAACAGCGGAGAGUCGCGUUAAAACUGAGUUUAUCCGGUAACUUAACGUUUGAAAGGUCGAAACAAACGAUUUGUUGUGUUUUAGUUCCGGAGCUCGCGGUGUUCACAGCCUCCGACUCCUCGGAACCUCUUCCGGUUCGGUUUGUUGCUAGGCGGCUAGUGUUAGCCCAACGAGAGGUUUGUUGCUAACGGGACAGAAACUCGGUCUGAGCGGCGGAUCGUCGGUUUUUACCGGACAGAUAAACGGUUGAGUCUCCGGUGGAUACAUGUGUGCUGCCCGGUGAUCGCUCGGUGUCCUAUGGAGCGGACUGACCGGAGGAAAGACUCCCGCCUGUUGGACAACCAGCCGUACGACGAGAGCCUGGAGGUGGUCGACUCCGAGGAGGUGGCGAGUGUCUCCAGCCCGACUCCCCGCGGCCAGCGUCAGUCACACUCCAGGAGGAGUCGGGAGGGGCGUGGCCUGAUGUCUGCCAACAGCAGCAGCGACGAGUUUGACGAGGACCACAAGCCUCAGAGGACCAAAGAGCCAAUCAGCAGGCAGCCUGGGACCAGUCCGAACGAGGAGGAGGAAGAGGAAGAGGAUGAAGAAGAGGAGGAUGACGACUCUGAUGAAGAUGAUACAGACGAUGACGAUGAACCAGGGCAGGCUCCGGAGGGGGCGUAUGACCCCGCUGACUACGCCAACCUGCCUGUGAGCACGGAGGUCAAAGAGCUGUUCCAGUACAUCACACGUUACACUCCUCAGUCCAUCGAGUUGGAUCACAGUCUGAAACCCUUCAUCCCGGACUUCAUCCCAGCUGUUGGAGACAUCGACGCCUUCCUGAAGGUGCCGAGGCCGGACGGUAAAACGGACGCUCUGGGUCUGUUGGCUCUGGAUGAGCCCAGUGUGAAACAGUCUGACCCCACGGUUCUGUCGCUGUGGCUGUCAGAGGAAACCAAACAACACGGAGCCACAGAGCUGAAGAAGGUGACGAGCGUGGCAAGUCCUCAGUCGAUUCCUCGGGCGGUGGACAGCUGGGUGGAGAGCAUCAGUGCGCUUCACCGCUCCAAACCAGCAGCGAGCGUUCACUAUGGCCGCGCGAUGCCUGACAUCGACAGCCUGAUGCAGGAGUGGCCAGGCGAGCUAGAGGAGCUACUUGGGCGUCUGCAGCUGCCGCCCGCUCGCCUCAACUGCAGCCUGACGCAGUACGUCGACCUCGUCUGCGCCCUGCUGGACGUCCCCGUGCACAGCAGCAGGAUCCAGUCUCUGCACCUAUUAUUCAACCUCUACCUGGAGUUCAGAGACUCGCAGCACUUCACACGCAGAACACAAACCUGACACAGGUACAGAGAGAGUGGAGGUCACGACCUUUGACCUGGUGUCAUCAGUGUCAGACAGAACUGUUCCUGUGUUCCACUCAGUUUUAAUGUUAAAUAAACUUUAACAUGUCAAUUAAAGGUUUGAAGAUCAUCCUCUGACUCUCAGCUAAUCACACGUCACCAUGUCUUCACGUUUAAAUGUUUAAUUAAAUCAAAGAAAGUUUUCAGACAUGUACUCUGUAGUGUCUGGACAUUUUCUGGAUUUGUGAUCUAUAUAUGAAGAAGCAGCAGGAGAUUGUUUAGGUCAGACUCGUUCACAGCAACAGGAAAGUGUGGGAACAGCAGGUGGCAGGAUUUCUCAAUGAGAAAAUGACUUCUCACUUUAUAAUGUCAGUAAAACAUUAUUACAUUAAUUUGCUCAUUGGAACAUAAAAUCAUGAAAAUCAGCCCCUCAACAUAAAACUGAUGAAUCGUAUUCUCUGAUACCAGAACUUUAAAUACAGGAGGUGUGACGUUUAUGUUUCUAAACUGUGAUGUCAUCGCCUCAGAUUUAGUCAAAGGUCAGAAGUUUGUUAAACUUUGACUUUGUGUUGCUUUGUUCAUCAAGUUGUUGGUUAAAUAUUCUGUUAUUUGUACAAAUUCAAUCAAUCAGACGAUGCUGCUGAUUUAUCAAUGUAAUAUUAAUGUUCAGUGUGGUUCAGGUCAUAGAGUUUAUUUCAUGU
Messenger RNA from Paralichthys olivaceus (Japanese flounder), 2087 nucleotides. RefSeq names its product intraflagellar transport 46 homolog (Chlamydomonas) (gene ift46). NCBI's taxonomy places the organism in Eukaryota, Metazoa, Chordata, Actinopteri, Pleuronectiformes, Paralichthyidae. Gene Ontology annotation, cellular component: intraciliary transport particle B; motile cilium; centrosome. The record is from RefSeq and is a predicted model, not a curated record. Gene Ontology annotation, biological process: cilium assembly; intraciliary transport.